This is a messenger RNA of Sporothrix schenckii 1099-18, 3291 nucleotides long. RefSeq lists its product as uncharacterized. Bases 1 to 3291 code for a protein of 1096 amino acids. The transcript is spliced from 5 exons. Gene Ontology annotation, biological process: protein import into nucleus. Gene Ontology annotation, molecular function: nuclear import signal receptor activity. The record is from RefSeq and is a predicted model, not a curated record. Gene Ontology annotation, cellular component: cytoplasm; nucleus. Lineage: Eukaryota; Fungi; Ascomycota; Sordariomycetes; Ophiostomatales; Ophiostomataceae.
AUGUCUCUUCUUCCGCCGGACCUGGUUCUUGAGCUCUCGCAGCUCCUGCAGGCGCUGCAGUCGGCCGACAACACUGUUCGGUCACAGGCCGAAGACCACCUCCAGAACAAUUGGACUGUCCCGCGCCCAGACGUGCUGCUGAUGGGCCUUGCUGAGCAGGUUGGCAGUCAGGCAUCGAAUAGUUUCCGCUCUUUCGCCGCCGUCAUUUUCCGGAGAAUCGCGUCCAAGUCGCGCAAGAACGAGCAGGGCGAUACCGUCGAGAUCUUUAUUGGCCUGCCGACUGCACAGUCGGACGUCAUUCGCCAGAAGCUGCUUGAGGUUUUGGCUGCCGAGACCGACCGCAGCGUCCGAAACAAGAUCAGUGAUGCCAUUGCCGAGGUCGCGAGACAGUACACAGAAAAUGACCAGCCAUGGACUGAGCUUCUGCAGAUCCUCUUCCAGAUGAGCAUGGCUCCCGACUCUGGAAAGCGCGAAACCGCCUACCGCGUCUUCACGUCAACGCCGGGCGUUAUCGAGAAGACCCACGAGGAUGCCGUCGCCGAAGCCUUCUCCCGUGGAUUCAAGGACGAAUCUGUCUCGGUCCGUAUUGCAGCUAUGGAGGCGUUUGCGUCUUUCUUCCGUGGCUUGAAGAAGAAGAGCCAGCCCAAGUUCUUCGGCCUCCUUCCGGAGAUGCUUAACAUCCUUCCUCCGAUCAAGGAGUCGCAUGACUCCGACGACCUCGGCAACGCCCUCAUCGCCCUGAUCGAUCUCGCGGGCAUCUCUCCCAAGAUGUUCCGCCCUGUUUUCAACGUCCUGGUCAAGUUCAGCGUCUCUGUUAUCCAGGACAAGGAGUUCACCGAUGGCUGUCGCCAGAACGCGCUCGAGCUGAUGGCCACAUUCGCCGAUUAUUCGCCGUCGAUGUGCAAGAAGGACGAAACUUACACGAGUGAUAUGAUUACGCAGUGCCUGAGCCUCAUGACCGACCUGGGCGAGGACGACGAUGAUGCCGCCGAGUGGCUCGCCGCCGACGAUCUCGACCAGGACGAGAACGACUCCAACCACGUGGCUGGUGAGCAGUGCAUGGACCGUCUCGCGAACAAGCUUGGCGGUGCUGUGAUUCUGGCGCCAACGUUCAGCUGGCUGCCGCGCAUGAUCGGCUCCACGGCGUGGCGUGAUCGCCAUGCUGCGCUCAUGGCCAUUUCCGCCAUCUCCGAGGGCUGCCGCGAUCUGAUGCUCGGCGAGCUGCAGCAAGUUCUCAACCUGGUCGUGCCUGCCCUCAAGGACCCCCACCCGCGAGUUCGCUGGGCCGGCUGCAACGCCCUGGGCCAGAUGAGCACCGACUUUGCACCCACCAUGCAGCGGGAGUACUACGACGCCGUCCUCAAGACGAUUAUUCCCGUGCUUGACUCACCCGAGGCUCGCGUGAAGUCGCAUGCCGCCGCUGCCCUGGUCAACUUCUGCGAAGAGGCUGAGAAGAGCGUUCUGGAGCCAUAUCUGGACGACCUCCUGAGUCAUUUGUUCAACCUGCUGCAGAGCGACAAGCGCUACGUCCAAGAACAAGCCCUCUCUACCAUUGCGACAAUUGCCGACGCUGCCGAGCAGGCCUUUGGCAAGUACUAUGACACCCUCAUGCCGCUUCUGGUCAAUGUUCUGCGCCGGGAAACCGAGAAGGAAUACCGGUUGCUGCGCGCCAAGGCCAUGGAGUGCUCUACUCUGAUCGCUCUUGCCGUCGGCAAGGAGCGCCUCGGCAACGACGCCCUGGAGCUGGUGCAGCUUCUCGCCAACAUCCAGAACGGCUUGACGGAUGCCGACGAUCCGCAGGGCCAGUACCUGAUGCACUCGUGGGGCCGCAUGUGCCGGGUCAUGGGCUCCGAUUUCAUGCCGUUCCUACCGACCGUUAUGCCGCCGCUGCUGGUGCUUGCCAGUGCCAAGGCCGAUAUCCAGCUGCUUGAUGACGAGGAGCAGGCUGACCAGCUGCAGCAGGAGGACGGCUGGGAGUUGCUGCCGCUCAAGGGCAAGAUGAUUGGUAUCAAGACCAGCAGCAUGGACGACAAGCACAUGGCCAUCGAGCUUCUUGUUGUGUACGCGCAGGUCCUGGAGGCCGCCUUUGCGCCCUACGUCGCGGAGAUUAUGAAGGAGAUUGCCCUCCCGGGCCUGGCCUUCUUCUUCCACGACCCUGUGCGGUUUGUGUCUGCUCGCCUCGUGCCGCAGCUGCUGAACUCAUACAAGAAGGCGUUCGGCUCCCAAUCAAACGAGAUGACGGCCUUGUGGAACAGCACGGUGGACAAGCUUCUCGAGGUUCUCACGGCCGAGCCCGCUAUUGACACCCUGGCCGAGAUGUACCAGUGCUUCUAUGAGUCGGUCGAGGUGCUUGGCCGGGCGUGUCUGACGGCAGACCACAUGAACAAGUUUAUUGACUCUGUUCAGUCGACCCUGGAAGACUACCGUGAUCGGGUUGUGCAGCGUGAAGAGGACAAGCGGAACGCGACGGCCGAGGACGCCGAGGACGAGGACGAGGAUCUCCUACUCGCCCUCGAGGACGACCAGACGCUGCUCUCGGACAUGAGCAAGGCAUUCCACGUUGUGUUCAAGUACCACGGCUCCGACUUCCUGCGGCCAUGGGAGCGGCUGAUGUCGGCGUACGAGACGUUCCUGAAGUCGGAGGACCCGAGCCAGCGCCAGUGGGGCCUGUGCAUUAUGGACGACGUUAUUGAGUACUGUGGCGCCAACAGCAUCCACUAUGCGAACUACAUCACGCAGCCCCUCCUUGACGGCUGCAAGGACCCUGCGCCUGCGAUCCGGCAGGCGGCUUCAUACGGUAUUGGCGUCGCAGCCCACCGUGGUGGCGAGGCUUGGGCGCCGUUCCUGGGCGGCUGUGUGCCGUUCCUGUUCCAGGCCACGGUGGUCCCCGACGCGCGGAACGAGGACAACGUCUACGCAACAGAAAAUGCGUGUGCAGCUAUUGCCAAGAUCCUGCACUUCAACGCCAGCGCUGUCCAGAAUGUCGAUGCCGUUGUUACACAGUGGGUCGGCACGCUCCCUGUCGUGAACGACGAGGAGGCAGCUCCUUAUGCCUAUGCCUACUUGACGGAAUUGAUUACCAAGCGUCACCCGGCUGUCAUGUCACAGACUGAUAAGGUAUUCACGUUCAUUGCCCAGGGCCUUGGCGCAGAUGUGCUUCGGGGCGAGACGGCCAAGCACGUGGUGGAGGCGACGAAGGUGAUGCUGGCCGAGUCUGGCCUCAACGCGACACCGCUGUUGCAGCAGUUUCCCCAGGAGCUGCAGCAGACCAUCAGCGCUUACUUCACGUAA